AUGCAGAGAUGCACAGCUGAUGCUUCUACUCUCACGCUCUCCCGAUGCACAACCCUUGAGUAUUACAAUCCCGUUGCCAAAGUCGAUCACCGACACUGGGAGCCUCAGAUCUCCCAAAGGCAAUACGCGCCCCCAAGCGCUGCGCCGGAGCAUGCGAAGAACUACGUAACAGUCAAACAAGCCGAACUAGCGCACUCGCCAUAUAAACCGGAACAUCGCGAUUGCGGCUGUCGGGAUGAUUCCGAGUACGAGAUGCGUGGGUGUAAAUGA
Molecule: messenger RNA, 270 nt
Organism: Penicillium concentricum
Lineage: Eukaryota; Fungi; Ascomycota; Eurotiomycetes; Eurotiales; Aspergillaceae
Exons: 2
Coding region: 1-270 (89 amino acids)
Source: RefSeq, a predicted model, not a curated record